This is a messenger RNA of Penicillium cataractarum, 1482 nucleotides long. RefSeq lists its product as uncharacterized. Gene Ontology annotation, molecular function: hydrolase activity. NCBI's taxonomy places the organism in Eukaryota, Fungi, Ascomycota, Eurotiomycetes, Eurotiales, Aspergillaceae. The record is from RefSeq and is a predicted model, not a curated record. The transcript has 2 exons. The coding region runs from base 1 to 1482 and encodes 493 amino acids.
AUGGGCGACUUCAAACGGACCAUCCACCUCCUUAAGGAGCUACUUGUCCGAAUCCCAUUGAUUUUGAAAACCCUCGUCCUCCAUGGAAUUCAAAUGUCUCCCGUCAAGGGGAAGCAAGACAUUCGCACGGAGCUGACGACAUCCAUUAUUCGCUCCUUCAUGACCUUCAGUGCGCCCGUCGAUAAGACGCAGAGGAGUAGCAUGCGCGAUCCCGGCAUCAAGGGACCCAUGUGGGUGUCCAAGGUCACCCUACCACAGCCAGAAUUCGAUGUGCGCGAUGCUGUUAUUCGCGCCAUUGAAGAUCUUAAGACGACGGGAAAUGAGACAUUCGACAUGCCCCCGAUUGCAGCAGUCGAGGCUGAAUGGACCGGUUAUCGCAGUGGAGUGGGCAAGAAGACACCACAGCCUGAUCUUUCAGAAGAAGAAAAGUAUCACGAAUUGCGAAGGGAAUCUCCCUCUGAUAUGACCAUCCUUUAUUUCCAUGGCGGUGCCUACUUCUUGAUGGACCCUUGCACGCAUCGCGUACCAGUGGCACAUCUUUCCCGUCUCACGGGAGCCCCAGUUCUCUCGGUGCGAUACAGACUUGCACCGCAGAACCCCUUUCCUGCGGCGCUGGUCGAUGCGCUAACGGCAUACUUAUCACUGAUUCACCCGCCUCCGGGUGCCCUACACAAGCCUGUUCCAGCGAACAAGAUUAUCAUUGCGGGUGACUCUGCAGGCGGGAAUCUGUCUCUUGUUCUGUUACAGACACUUCUCACUUUGAAGCGAGCGUCUCGACCAGUUUGCUUCCAUGGCCAAGAGGUAAACAUCGAGCUCCCGGCAGGCGUAGCUACAAUCUCGCCCUGGUGCGAUAUGACCCACGCCAUGCCCUCCAUCAUCCGCAAUAAAAACUAUGACUACCUCGACAUGAAGGUCGUACCAUCCGAUGACCCAGAUGAACCCGCUCCCGCUUCACCAUUGCCGUUCCCACCUGGCUCUAUAUGGCCGGUGACUCCGCCUCGAGUAGACAUGUUCGUCAACGCAAACAUGAUGCUCCACCCUCUCACCUCUCCCCUCGCAGCGAAGCCGGAACUGUGGAAAGACGCACCGCCUGUCUUUAUCUCAACAGGCGAAGAACUACUCACAGACGAAGGCCUCAUCCUGGCAAGGCGCAUGCACAAAGCUGGUGUACCCGUUGUCGCAGAGCAAUUCGAGGGAAUGCCGCAUUGUCAUGGGAUACUGAUGAUCUCUACCCCAACUGGAAAGCGUUUUUUCAAAAGUCUGUCCGAGUUUUGUCGAGAUGCUGCGGCUGGCCGUGUCAAACCAACUGGGCUAUGGACAUGGUUUGAGCACGGGUUACAAUUAUCCCUCGGGUACCCAUUUGAGAAGGUGUCUGAGAUUGAUGACGACCAGGUUGAUAUUCGGAUGCGCAAGGCUGCCGGUUGGCGAGUCCGCGAUGAGGAGGCUCUAUUGAAGGAGUGGCGUGCACAGGCGAAGCUGUAA